AUGGAAACAAAUAGGAGGAACAGGACUAAAGUUGCAAUUUUGAUCAUGAUUACUUUGGGUUUUAUGCAGAUGGCAAAAGUUGAGUCACAGCUCGCGUGUGCUUUGAAAUGUGCCGUAGAUUGUGUAACUUCAAAUGUUUAUCCGUUGUGCUUUCUUGGUUGUGUUGCAAAAUGUAUUCCUCACAUGUCCACCGAUGCCUACAAUUGUGCUAAGACUUGCGGCGUCAACAAGUCCAUCACCAUCAAAAUUGAUGAUCGUGGUGUUGUGGCUGGUGUAGUAGAUUCUUGUUUGCAAAAGUGUCUGAGAAUGUAA
Messenger RNA from Sphenostylis stenocarpa, 312 nucleotides. The record is from the annotation of a GenBank genome assembly. NCBI's taxonomy places the organism in Eukaryota, Viridiplantae, Streptophyta, Magnoliopsida, Fabales, Fabaceae.